AUGGCUUCAUUAUUUCGACGACAGGACCCUGACCCUGAGCUGUGUGUCAAGUAUGCUCACUUUGCUUCUCAUAUGGUGCGAUGGCAGUUCAAGAUUAUCUACUGGACCAUGUUUGUGUCCAACUUGUUGGUCUUGUUUAUUGCUUCGUGGACAUACAUCCGUGGCCAAGCAGCUAUGGAGAAGCUAGCUCAUAACCCCAAAGCACGAACGAAGCGAAUACGGCAGUCGCUUGCCAUGUGUCUUGGAUGUGUUUCUGUCUCAACAGUCAUUGUCGUCAUGGAAGCGUACUCCAUUCUAGCGCUUCAGUUUUGUGACGGUGAAGACCUUAUCUCACUAUAUUGGUCUACCUGGACCAUGAUCCAAGUUGGUUCAUUGAUCGCCAUGAUUGGCAUCAUUCUUGCCAUGGCACAUACCCUUCGUGGACGACAGCAUCCACCAUGGGCACUUGCAUUAGGUACACCCGUUCUUGUGAUUGCUGGAUUCCUUCAUCUAUUCCACGACUGCACAAAGAAGCGAAUUCGAAGCCGUCGCCAGAAGAAGGACUUUGAAUUUGGGCCUCCAAUCAGUCAAGCUAACACAAUUGCGGCCAACCCCGAUGAAGAGGAAGACAUUGAAUACAAAGCACAAGUCAUCGGGCUUACAUUUGACGGUGGUCCCAUCAUUCGAUACACAGAUGCUGUACCCGAGACCCUACCUCAACACGCUGAACUCUUGGGAUACUGCGCACAGAAGAAGCCUAUCGUCAUGUGCAAACGCGAGACGGUUCAAUUUCUGAUGGACUCACCCGCGCAAGUACCACCAUCAGCAUCACCGGCUUUCCGCAAGGGUAACUGA
Messenger RNA from Fusarium tjaetaba, 834 nucleotides. RefSeq lists its product as uncharacterized. NCBI's taxonomy places the organism in Eukaryota, Fungi, Ascomycota, Sordariomycetes, Hypocreales, Nectriaceae. The record is from RefSeq and is a predicted model, not a curated record. The coding region runs from base 1 to 834 and encodes 277 amino acids. The transcript is spliced from 4 exons.